GGACCUCCAACGCCACAGAAAAUCAACUCGGAGAUCAUCAAUCCCGAAGAGUUUCAGGAUACAGGACCGUUAGUGAUGCAAGCGAGACUGAGAGGCCGCCUGAGACAUGCUUUGGAUAACGAGAAAUCCCACAGUCUCAAAGAGGUACAGUUUGAUCCCAAACAAAAUGAGAUUUGCCUGAUUGGAUCUGAUGUCGAACAGCUAGUAGGAAUGUCACAACUCUCGCUGAUGUCGGGAGAAAAAUCGGCGGAAGUUGCAAAGGGAUCAAAAAAGAAAGCUCCUGUAACUAUGGCCAGCGAAAUCAAGAAGGCGGAAGCAGCUGCCAGGGAAGCACAGCGCGUAGCUGAAAACGAGAGGAUGAUUGCUAUAUGUGCUAAGCGACGUCGCGCAAAGGAAGAAGCUCAACGUGCAGCGCAGGCUAAGGCCGCAUUAGAAGCUCAGAAAAAAGCAAGGUCAGACGAGUCAAGAUCAAGUGGGCAAACAUCAGACAGCCCAAAACCUGGAGUGAAAAGGGGAACUACGAAACCUUCUCCACCUCCGCAGAAGCGAUCAGUAAGAGAGCAGUUGACUCAGACAAGCACGAUAGGUCAUAGAAAAGGGAUGGAGCAUGCCCGACGGCCAUCCGCUGUUAGAUCACAUUACAGGCGUAGUGAAACUCCGUCACAAUCUGCGAGGCCGACGAUGAGUUAUACAGCUCAACGUAGACCUCAUCCGUCAAAAUCUUACUACGACGAAACAGAUGGUAUUGGCAUCAAGUAUCAAGCCAAAAAUAUUGACGUGUCUACCUCGUCCACGAGUACGAGUACAGCUUCUGCUCCCCGAAAGCAACCAGAUUUCAAAGAAGAACUGAGUUUUCUUGAUGCUUUGUAG
Cylicostephanus goldi is the source of this 870-nucleotide messenger RNA. The record is from the annotation of a GenBank genome assembly. Lineage: Eukaryota; Metazoa; Nematoda; Chromadorea; Rhabditida; Strongylidae.